AUGAGCGACGCCGACUCUGCUAACCCCCAGUUGCUGGCGUGGGUAAAAGAGUGGCUCGACCAGGCUCGCGAACGCAAUUCUAAAGGCGUUACUACUUACAGGCAAGCAUAUAACUCGCUGAAGGCAUGUCCAAUUACGUUUGAGCACCCUGCACAGUUGCAGCAGCUCAAAGGUUUUGGUCCCAAACUCUGCGAACGCCUCGAACAACAGUUAAAAAAACACUGCGAGCAAAAUGGACUACCUAUGCCUCCACACCCUAGGUCCCGUAAGGCGGCACCAGCCGUUGGAGACGAUAACGGUGAGGGCUCUUCGAAGCCCGCAAAGAAGGCACGUAAAUCAAAAGCCUAUGUCCCUGCUCUUCGGUCUGGAGCCUUCGCCUUAGUAAUCGGCCUUGCGACCCAGGAUGAAGCCUCUUCUGUUGGAAUGACAAAGGCGGAACUCGUUGAAGUUGCGCAACCACAUUGCGACGCAUCCUUCUCAGCACCUAGCGACCCUACCAAAUUUUACACUGCCUGGAACUCGAUGAAAACCCUAUUGCAGAAGGAACUGGUGUACGAAAGGGGCCGCCCGUUACGGAGAUAUGCUUUAACUGACGAAGGGUGGGAAGUUGUAAAGCGCAUAAAAGAAACGGACCAUUGGCAAGCCGAAAUUGGCAGGGUUAAGGAUCCAGUCUCAGCGCAAACCGUUGUUCCAAACUUCCAGCCUACUGCCGCUCCGAGGGCAAGGUCGCCUUCUAUCGAAAUAUCUGAACCUGCGAAAGCUCCGUCAGAAUAUCAAAAUAUCGUAUCCGAUGGCCCAACAUUAUUAGACGACGCAUCUUUGCCAAACUUUACACCAAUAAAGCUACCGCCUGGAUCAUUUACUGUUCACCUUGUCCUGGAUGUCCGCGAAGUCAGAGCCAAGACUGACCGGGACUAUAUGCAAGAGGAGCUGGCAAAGCAAGGUGCAAAGCCCAUCAUGCGUAGUAUGGAACUUGGCGACGCCCAAUGGAUCGCAAAAUGCCACGAUCCAAAUCUCCUCGCGGCACAAGGUGCUGAGGGCGACGAGGUUGUAUUGGACUGGAUUGUUGAAAGAAAACGCCUAGAUGACUUGAUUGGGAGCAUCAAGGAUGGCAGAUUUCACGAGCAAAAGUUUCGCUUGCAACGAUCGGGUGUAAAGAAAGUGAUCUACAUCAUCGAGGACAUUGCAAUGGAUCCAGAGGUCAUAUCGAGAUACAGCGAAGCUGUCCGAUCGGCCAUCGCCUCGACACAAGUAGUCAAUGGCUACUUUGUCAAGAGAACGGCCAAAAUGGACGACACGAUCAGAUAUCUUGCUCGGAUGACAACUAUGCUGAAGCGGACGUACGAGAGUAAGCCUUUAAAUGUCAUUCCAACCAAGGUCCUUACGUCUCAGAACUACCUCCCUCUGCUGAAACACCUCAGGGUGUCCGUAUCACCAGCAUGGUACAUUACCUACCCUGCUUUUUCGUCACUUGCAUCCAAGUCAGAGUCGAUAACUCUGCGCGACGUUUUCUUGAAAAUGCUCAUGACCAUCAAGGGCGUGACAGGAGAGAAAGCGCUUGAGAUACAGAAGCGCUGGAAGACUCCAUAUGAUUUCGUCAAGGCCUUUGAGGCUUGUGGGACUGGUGAGCAGGGCUUGAAGCGCAAACGGGACCUGGUCCUAAGUCAGACAAGCCACCUUGUCGGACGAAAGAAGUUUACUAGGCCGCUGAGUACCAAGAUCGCCGAAGUCUGGGGUGACGCAUGA
Molecule: messenger RNA, 1746 nt
Organism: Fusarium sp. VM40
Lineage: Eukaryota; Fungi; Ascomycota; Sordariomycetes; Hypocreales; Nectriaceae
Source: the annotation of a GenBank genome assembly